Molecule: messenger RNA, 2304 nt
Organism: Dracunculus medinensis (Guinea worm)
Lineage: Eukaryota; Metazoa; Nematoda; Chromadorea; Rhabditida; Dracunculidae
Source: the annotation of a GenBank genome assembly
AUGGCAUAUUUUGAUUUUAAUGAACUAAAUGAAAUCGCGUAUGACAUUGCUAUUGACGAUUCACCGUUUGGCUUCGAUAAAUUCAAGAUUUCGAAAGAAUCAUUGCUUUUAGCUAAUGAAUAUGGCAAAAAAUUCUUCUGCCGUCUACCAAAAUUACCUUCAAAUAGUGAGUCAGAAAAAAAUUUCAAAAAACAAAAUUUGACGGUUAAUCUUAUUUCGGAAGUAGCAAGUGCAGCAUUUUAUGUGAAAAAUUGUGUAAGUCGAAAUUAUGGCUGGUGGACAUAUGAAGUAUGUUUUGGACAAGAAGUCCGUCAGUUUCAUGGAGAUGGUUCAUUGUCCGAUAAUUCAGCUAUAUUUUUGGGUUUUUAUGGGAAUGACAGUUAUGUUGAUGAAUCGAAGAAAGGCCCAUAUUAUGAACAGUUUUAUUCCAACGGAUCGGUUUGUGAUCUAACGAAUCAUGCGCGGCAAGUUCGAGUCAUGUAUUUGUGUGAUGAAAACCUUCAGACAAACGAAGCGUAUAUUGCUUCAGUUGAAGAGCCGUCACUAUGUCAGUAUAAGAUAGCAAUCAAAACAGGCUCACUUUGUAAACUACAUCCAUUUAAUUCCGUAAAUAAACGUCGACCAAAACUUAAGAUCCAGUGUCAUCCAGUACUGAAUCAAGUUGAAGCCGAUGCAUAUAUUCAAAAAAAGAUCAAUGAAGCCAAAUUGAAGGAAAGUAUGCUGAAAGAAGCUAAUGAAUUGUUGUUAAAAGCUGAUAGUAUCCAAAGACAAAGGCUUGCUCGGAAACGCCUUUCAUUAGCACAUUUAGGUGAUGAAAAAAUGGAAAGUGAAAUUGAAUUGAAAUUAGUAAGUGAGUAUAAGGCUGCUGCUAGCAAAGCAUCUACUCUUCGUGCGAAAGCAGAAGGAUUGGAGAUCGAUUUACAUAUAAUAUCCGACAGUCUCUUUCCGACCAAACAACAGUACAUUAGUGAUGAAGAUGAAGAUCGUGGUAACAUUUACUGGUACUUCAUGGAUCGAUUUUGGGAUAGAAGCUUCUAUCCUGUCAAAGUGGCCUAUGCUCGUCCAAGAAGAAACUUCAAUAAUCUUUUGCGCAAAGGUCCUCUCGAUUUCCUUAUACAAUAUGGUGGCCAGAAAACUGAUAAUUAUAAGCAAUUUUUGGCUGACGUGGAUAAAGGUUUCUAUUCGGAGGAAGAUUUAGAAGAAUUGAUUGGUCCUCUCAACAAAGCAUUUUCUGAAUUCUUACUUCUCUCAAUGCCAAAUUUGGCUUCAUGUAAUUAUAUACCAGGCAUUUCAUUUUUUUUCAAGGAUACUUCUAUUUAUACGUCAAGAUCUUCUGCUUUUUGGACAGAUUCCGAAGUUCAAGCACCAAUCUUCAGAUAUUUUGAAAAGCAUGUUAUGAAUAAUAAUCUUGAUCAGUCAAUAUUUGACGCUGAUGAUAUAAUGGCGAAAAUAGCUCGGCAAUUACUUCAAAUUAAAUCGGCUCUUAAAAGCAAAAGUCCUGAAGACGAUUAUUUUUUCACCUAUAAGAAAAUUGAAGAAUUGUAUGAAAAGUUUGAGCAGUCUUUUAACCGAGGAAUAAAACUUAGCGAUAUUAAGAUGCGCCAUUUGGAACAUCUAUUCGAAGAUGCAUUUAAAAAUGGUAAUAUGGAUAUGGUGGAUAGUUAUCCAGUUAAAAAUCUUAAACUGGAAAAUAUCCAGUUGCUUCAUACUGAUAUCUAUCAGGCACGGACGGUUGAGCUCGAUGGCAAGAAGACAAAUUUAGAAUCAUUUCGAGAACCACAACCAAAAUCUGAAAUGAACGAAGCGAUGCAAGGAAAUGUACUUGAUGAUGAGGAGAAUGCGAAAUUACGAAUGUUUCAACGAGCGAAACGGAAAAAUUUAAGAGCAAAAAUCGAGGAAUAUCUUGAUCGUGACGAUUUCAUAGGUGAUAAAAAACGUCAAGGUGAUGUUAAACAGAUGAUCGAGCAAAUCAAGACCAAAUUAUCCGGCAUUAAAGAUUUAUUAGUGGAAACAGGGCUUUUCAACUCCGAUAAAGUGGAAUUUCAUUUGGUUACUGCUGAUGGAGAUACAGCUGAUUAUAAAAACUAUAAAAAUGUUCAAAAAGGCGAUCGAAUUUUAGUAGCGAUGAUGAAAGCUUAUAUCGAUGAAUAUGAUAUGGUUAAAAUAGAAGCAGAUAGGUACGAAAAUUUAAGAAAAGGUUAUGAUUUCGAUGCACCUGAUGAAUCGAUCGCUACUGAGAAAGAUGACGACAUCAUUAGUGACUUUAAAGCGAAACUUUUGCCAAUUCUCAGGGAUGCGUUUUGA